This is a messenger RNA of Pomacea canaliculata, 5694 nucleotides long. RefSeq names its product RNA helicase aquarius-like. The transcript has 39 exons. Gene Ontology annotation, biological process: mRNA splicing, via spliceosome. NCBI's taxonomy places the organism in Eukaryota, Metazoa, Mollusca, Gastropoda, Architaenioglossa, Ampullariidae. The record is from RefSeq and is a predicted model, not a curated record. Gene Ontology annotation, cellular component: catalytic step 2 spliceosome. The coding region runs from base 115 to 4335 and encodes 1406 amino acids. Gene Ontology annotation, molecular function: helicase activity; mRNA binding.
AGAGUAGUUUCCCUUGACUUCCGGUUUAUAAAUCCAUGUGUACAACGUCGUUCGCACGGACUUUUAUGGUCGUUUGUGUUGGAGAAUUUGAAAUCUUGAGACAAACAGCUAAAGAUGACAUCAAAGGAAAAGGGAGUAUCUGGUACACAACCAAAAUCAGGUCCUAAAUCCUCAGCUGUAACUGUAGAACAAAUACAAGAGGACAGGCUAACACAGCUUGCCAAUGAUUUCUGGUCUGACACAGCUUUGAAGGAAGGAAAACCAUUCAACCAUCAGCUUGUUGAAACUAUCUACCAGAAAGAAAUGAUUUUCACAGAUUUUGCAACAAAAAGAAUCAUGAUGCUGGAAUUCAGUCGAUACUUGGAAAACUACCUGUGGCCAUUCUUCAGUGAAACUGUAACUGUUUCUCAUGUUCUUUCCAUUGUGGCAAUUGUCAAUGAAAAGUUUCGUGAGCGUGUCCCAGCAUGGGAGGCAUUCAAACAGGCGCCAAAGAACUUUGAGCUUCUUUUUCAACGUACACUGUCCCUCCUCCUGGAAGAUAAUGGACCGACAUUAAGAGAGCAGGCUGUUCUUCUUAUAUUCCUCAACCACUGCUUUAACAGUUUGGAGGUGGAUCUAAUCCGAGAACAAGUCCAACGCCUUGUUGCUCUCCCCAUCUGGGUCAACCUUCUUCCUGGAAGACGGGAGGAUUUGUUCAAGAAGAGUGCAAAAUAUAGAAAGUUUUUUAAUAUUAUAAUGAAGAAUGAUGCAAAGCUGACAGAUGAGGAUAAGGCAAGAACUAUGUUUGAGAGGCAAUUUUUAGCCAACCUGUUUGAAGCUUAUCUGAAAAUCCUCAACUCGAUCCCCAGAGAAGGUGACUUCCCUAUUACAAAGGCACACUAUUGUGAGCGAUUUUUAGAGCUUAUGAUCGACAUUGAGGCACAGCUCCCUACUCGGCGGUUUGUCAAUGAACUGAUGGAUGACAAACAUAUUGUAGUUCAUAGCAAACUGUCUACACUCUACUCUAGGCCAGAAGGAAAACUGUUUGUCCAAUUGCUGGAAAUGCUGGAGAGGUAUGCUGAGUUUGAAAUAGAUGAAAAGACUGGCGAGGCACUGACAAUUCAUGAUCGUAUAGAUCUGCACUACAACCGCAUUGCAGGCCUCCAGAAAGUUGUGUUCAAAGACUAUGAGAAACUGAACAAAUUUGCUUUGGCCAAUGUAGCCCGUAUUGACACCAGAGAGUCGCUCACAAAGCACUUCUCAGCUCUCAGCUGUGAGGAGCUGCAUGACAUUCUGGCCAGUCUGCACUAUUUACAGCCUCUUGAGGAGAGCAAGAAGAGUCCUUACAGCAAAGACUUUUUACUGGAACUGCUGGUGUGGAAGCAUGAGCGUAAAAGAUCACAGCUUGAAGUCAUAAAUGAGAUGCCACUAUAUCCCACAGAGAAGAUUAUUUGGGACGAGAAUAUAGUGCCCUCAGAGUAUUUCUCUGGAGAAGGAUGUUUGGCACUUCCAAAGCUGAACCUGCAGUUCCUGACGCUGCAUGACUAUCUGCUUAGAAACUUCAAUCUCUUCCGCCUGGAGUCAACAUAUGAAAUUCGCCAAGAUAUUGAGGAUGCCAUGGUUCACAUGAAACCUUGGAAAGCAGAGGAUGGACACUGUUUGUUCGGUGGAUGGGCCAGAAUGGCACAGCCAAUAUCGAGUUUCAGUGUAGUGGAGGUGGCAAAACCCAGAGUUGGAGAAAAUCACCCAGCUCAAGUGAGAGCAGAUGUCACCAUAAACCUGAGUGUGCGGCCAGAAGUCAAAUAUGAGUGGGAGAGUUUGCGAAAACAUGAUGUGGCAUUUCUGCUGACUGUGCGACCUCAGGUUCCUAUCGGCUACCAGUACAAGUUUACAGAGGACUUCAUCUCCCAGGUUGGGUUGGUCUAUGUCCGUGGUUGUGAAAUUGAAGGCAUGCUUGAUGACACUGGCAAGGUCAUUGAAGAAGGACCAGAACCAAAACCUGAGCUGAAGGGAGAUAACCGUACUUACCGAGUCUGGCUUGACCCUAAUCAGUACCAGCUGGACAUGACACGCACUGUGCAGGGAGGGGAGGAUUGUUAUGAGACAUUUAAUGUCAUACUCCGUCGCAAGCCCAAGCAAAACAACUUUAAGGCAGUGCUGGAGACAAUUCGUGACCUGAUGAACACAGAUUGUGUGGUGCCAGACUGGCUACAUGACCUCAUCCUCGGCUAUGGUGAUCCUGACGCUGCUCACUACAGCAAAAUGCCAAACCAGAUUGCAAAGCUGGACUGGAACGACACUUUUCUGUCACUGGAUCAUCUGAAGGCUAGCUUUUCCUCGGCACAGGACUUCAAGAUUGUGGGUCAGCAUGCACCCCAACCUCCUUUCAGACUGUCAUUCACAGAUGUGCAAGAGGAAAGCUCCAAACGAGAACUGGGUUCUGAUCAGCCCAAAUCUGGAAAAUUUAUGGCAGAAGUUGAACCACAUGUUAUCCCAAAUCGGGGUCCAUAUCCAUACAAUUUGCCAAAAAAAAACACAAUCCCAUUCACUCCAGCACAAGUGGAAGCAAUCAGAGCUGGCAUGCAGCCUGGUAUGACCAUGGUUGUUGGUCCCCCAGGUACAGGAAAGACCGAUGUGGCUGUCCAAAUUAUCUCCAAUAUCUACCAUAAUUUUCCUGAACAGUGCACUCUUAUAGUCACUCACUCCAACCAGGCUCUGAAUCAGCUGUUUGAGAAAAUCAUUGCUCUUGACAUCGAUGAGCGGCACUUACUACGUCUUGGGCAUGGAGAAGAGUCGCUGGAGACUGAAAAAGAUUUUAGCAGAUAUGGUCGUGUAAACUAUGUGCUGGCUCAACGACUAGAACUUCUGGACGAAGUCAGUCGACUCCAGACCAGUCUUGGGGUGACAGGUGAUAUGUCAUACACGUGUGAAACAGCCGGCUAUUUCUUCAUGUACCAGAUUUUGGCUCGAUGGGAAGAAUUCCAGAGUAAGAUCAAGGCCUACAGAGACAAGGAGGAUGGUGUAAAACAGAUUAAACAGCUGUUUCCCUUCACCAAGUUCUUUGACAACGCUCCACAACCUCUAUUUUAUGGGGAAAGUUUUGAACAAGACAUGGAUAUAGCAGAGGGCUGUUUCAGGCACAUCCGCAAGAUUUUCACACAGCUGGAGGAGUUUCGAGCAUUUGAAUUGCUCAGGAGUGGAGCAGACCGUGCCAAUUAUUUGCUGAUCAAAGAAGCUAAGAUUAUAGCCAUGACCUGCACUCACGCAGCACUCAAGCGUCGCGACCUCGUUAAUGUUGGGUUUCAGUUUGAUAACAUCCUGAUGGAGGAGGCCGCUCAGAUCUUGGAAAUUGAGACAUUUAUCCCACUCCUGCUUCAGAACCCUGAAGAUGGAAAUAACCGCCUGAAAAGAUGGAUUAUGAUUGGAGAUCACCACCAAUUACCACCAGUCAUCAAAAACAUGGCCUUCCAGAAAUUUUCUAACAUGGAACAGUCUCUCUUUGCCCGCUUUGUACGACUAGGAGUACCAACAGUUGAUCUUGAUGCACAGGGAAGAGCACGAGCCAGCAUUGCAAGUCUGUACAACUGGCGCUACAAGCGACUGGGAAGUCUGCCUCAUGUUAUCAGCCAGCCUCAGUAUCGUGCUGCCAAUGCUGGCUUCAUGUUUGAUUUCCAGCUGAUCAACGUCUCUGACUUCAAUGGUGUUGGAGAAUCUGAACCCAAUCCCUACUUUUUCCAAAACUUGGCAGAAGCAGAGUAUGUGGUAGCAGUAUUCAUGUACAUGCGCCUGAUUGGGUACCCAGCAGAGAAAAUCUCCAUUCUCACCACCUACAAUGGUCAAAAACAUCUAAUCCGUGAUGUCAUUGCACAGCGCUGUGCCAGCAACCCUUUCAUAGGCAGACCUCACAAGGUGACAACAGUAGACAGGUACCAAGGUCAACAGAAUGAUUAUAUCCUGCUCUCACUUGUUAGAACCAGAACUGUUGGUCACCUCAGGGAUGUCAGACGAUUGAUCGUGGCAAUGUCAAGAGCACGACUUGGCCUUUACAUUUUUGCUCGUGUGGCACUCUUCAGCAACUGCUUUGAGCUCACUCCUGCAUUCAACAGGUUGACGGCAAGACCAACAGUUCUGCAGAUCAUACCUGCAGAGAACUUUCCAUCUCAAAGAAAGGUCCAUGAACCACCGAAAGAAGCUCCACUGGCAAUCGAGGACAUGCCACAGAUGGCACAGUUUGUAUUUGAUUUCUACAACACUCGCAUUGACAGUCUGAUGAGGAUGCGUGGGUUCAACCAGGCUACUCAACUGCGUCAGCCUCCAAAACAUAAGUCAGCAGUUCCCGUGGACAAAGAUGAUUAAACAAGGACAUAGACUCCAAAAUGAUAAAUUAAUUCUCAGAAUGACGGAACACAAGACCCCCAAAAUUUCUUCAAAAGGCUUGUCAUCCUCAACAUAUGUAUCUGCAGACAAGUGAAAAUAUUUCAAUUGGGAAUGAUGCUGUCAUGCUUAAGCAAACAUAAACUAUUCAUUAUGCAAGCUAACAUGUGACUACCAGAAUUUACUGUGGGUGCCAGUUUAUCUGUCUAAACUCUAGAACACCAAUUUAUUCCCAAAGACAUUAAUGUGGCAAGUCACUUCCCCAUUAAAGUCUGCAUAACGACAGGGCCAUUUUCUAUUUCCACGAAAAGCUGCUUCAUUUAUACAUACUGGGAGCACAUGUGUGACUUCUUUGGGAGGUGGGGGUGACUGUUGUACAAUAUUGAUCAAUUUGUCAUGUAAAGGCAAGCACUAGGUGCAGCAGCGUUGGAUUGGAAAGCCCCAUCUACCACAAAGUGAAAGAAACAUGCUGUAUCUACAGCUACCUUUAUAUAAAGUUCAUUUCCAGAUUUAACAAGAGUCAGAGAAAGUUCACUCUGGUUAUGAGCAAAAAGAUUCGUAAAGGAGAGGUCAUUGCUGUCAGUACUGAGACCUCUCCACUUGCAAGCCUAAGUGUGUCUGGCAGCAAUGGACUUUUAAUAGAGCAGAGUGAAAGAUGAGGAUGCACAUACUGGCUGAAACAUUUUCAGCAGCAGCUGAUAGCACUUGAGAUAAAGAUUUUGUUAUUUCUGCACUUACGUUGUAGAGCUUAUUACUUAACCCCAGCUUUUCAGGUCUGCAAACUGUGGAGGGGUCAGUGAGUGAUCCCCUCCCCUCCUGUGUGAGAGAUGGCCUGGGCUGGUUAUCUCAUGCACCUGUUGUGCUCAGUUACAGAACCUUACUACUUAAAGCAGUAGUAGUCAUGGACACGGGAGGUGACUAUGUUGACUCAACAAGGAAACCAUGACUUUAUUAAGCCUGACAGUAUUCUCAAGGAGCAUAGAGCUUGAUGAUUUGUGUAAUGUAGUUCUUUGACAACAUUCAGAGGCAGGGGAGAGAAUCAACAGUUCCAUGAUGCUUUUCAGACCUUGUGCCUCUGCACUCCUUUUCAAGUUAAAAAAAAAGUGUGUGUAGUGGCUGCUGCUGCAAUGCGCUUUUACAAGGGAGCUGUUAAUAUGUUAAUGCAAUUGCAUGAAUAAACAGAUGUCAGAUUCAUUUAUUCAUUCAGACAUUUGUACAUUUACAUGUAUAUGUGUGUGGAUCAAUGGGAAGAAAGUGUGUAUAGAUGCGAGUAUGCACAGACAUAAACAAUUUUCAGUGAUGCAGUAUUUUGUAUUUUUACAAAUAAAAAUAAUUUGUAAU